Schistosoma rodhaini is the source of this 717-nucleotide messenger RNA. Lineage: Eukaryota; Metazoa; Platyhelminthes; Trematoda; Strigeidida; Schistosomatidae. The record is from the annotation of a GenBank genome assembly.
AUGGAUGAGGAAGAACUUUCUUUCAUACCCCACAGCAAAUCUUACGUGUGGAAGCCCCCAAUAAAAUUGUCUGAUUGCUCGUCUGAAUACCUCCAAAAUUGUCCUGUUGACUACAGUCUUCUGGAAAACCCCUUUAACUCCAAACCAGAAGUGUAUGAUCCGAAAAAGGAAGCAAAAUUAUGGCAAGGAUUGGGUAUAUUAACAACUAAUACUAGUGAGAUCGAUAGUGAAAAGCCGCCGAGUGAGAACCCUUAUUACUUAACAUCAGUACCUGCUCUCCACAGUAAGCGGGAAUUGAAACGAAUUCGACGGGCUGAACGCAAAAGCAAACUGUCAAACUGGUUUGAUCUGCCGAGAGCUGAUAUAACAGAAGAAGAUCGUGAUGAUUUAGAAUUAAUCAGAUUACGUCGAGCUAUUUCAUCAGAUACACACGUGAGAAGAUCGGAUGGGAAAUCUGCUUACUUCCAAAGGGGUGUAGUUGUAGAUGAUCCUGGAAGCUUCUACGAUAGACUGCCACGAAAACAAAGAGGGAAAACACUUGUAGAUGAGCUUCUAGCUAAUGCUGAAAUUAUGAAGGCUCAACGAAAACGAUAUGCCAAGAUUGCACGUACUAUGGCUGAAAAACGGGCUGCUAUCAAAAGGAAAGAGCAACAACAAAUGAAGCGCUUAAAAACUGGCCGUAAAAAACAACAAGCAACAGUUGUUGUUCGUGAAUAA